AUUUACUCUUAUUUCUUGCAGCUAUUUCCUUUUCGCUCUUUGUUUGAUUAUUUGAUUCUUCGUGACUUGUUUCCUCCAGAUUUUUCAGGAUGCCUCUUAGUCGAGUGGAAGAUGCAUGCGCUGCUAUGGCUUUUACCCGAUCAAAGCUUCGUAGGGAUGAAGUCUUAGAUAUCUAUUUUAAGUAUAGCUUUCCUUUUGAUUAUAGGGUAAUAUUACCCGGUGCCGAUAUGGCUGCGUCCGAUUCUCCAGGAUCUUCUUGUAGGGCGGUUCUCUUCGAAGAGCAAUUUUCUGCUGGUCUUAGGUUUCCUUUAGAUUCAUUUUUAGUAGAAGUGUGUAGGGAUUUAAAGGUUGCUCUGGGGCAACUUUACCCUGGUACGAUUAAAGUAGUGCUCGCCUUUUCGGAGGCAUGUAGGCUCCGGGGCUGUGCCCCUUCUCUCAAAGUGUUAUAUCAUUUUGUAGACUUUAGGAAGUGUGAUGGUUGCUUCGUUUUCGCCCUUGGAAGGGAAGGGCGAUCUCGUAUUUAUCUUCCUUGCCUAACCAGUCGCUGGCGAAGGCGUUUCUUUAUUGUUUACCAUAAAUUUGCUUUUCUUCAUUUUUCGGAUGGUUUUUCUUCUCAUCAAGUUCGGAGCUGUCCGUCUCCUUUAAGUUUAUCCGAGUCAAAACUUGCUUUUGACAUAUCUUCCUGUAGUAUUGUAUCGCGUCCCAUUCUAGAUGUCUUGGUCAAUAGUCAUCUUCGGAGUCGAUGGUUUCCUUUGGAGGAUCCUCCUCGAGGCUUGGCGGAUCUUUGCUACUCUUUUGUUCAAGGUAUAUUAAUUUGCUUAAGUUCUUUUUAAUGUUUCUUUUGUAGGAUGUCUUCUUCUUCUGACGAUUUCCUUUCCGGAUUUCAAGUAGAUUUGGACGUUCCGAUGGGUGGUCCUGACGUUCCU
Molecule: messenger RNA, 926 nt
Organism: Mercurialis annua (annual mercury)
Lineage: Eukaryota; Viridiplantae; Streptophyta; Magnoliopsida; Malpighiales; Euphorbiaceae
Exons: 2
Coding region: 90-833 (247 amino acids)
Source: RefSeq, a predicted model, not a curated record